Molecule: messenger RNA, 7069 nt
Organism: Mytilus californianus (California mussel)
Lineage: Eukaryota; Metazoa; Mollusca; Bivalvia; Mytilida; Mytilidae
Product: myb-like protein AA
Exons: 6
Coding region: 686-3742 (1018 amino acids)
Biological process (GO): regulation of DNA-templated transcription
Molecular function (GO): DNA binding
Source: RefSeq, a predicted model, not a curated record
AAGAGCCGUUUUAUCGUGGAAUGUAUUCAUUGUAAUUUUAUGAAUGAACGAGAGAGGAGGGGCACUUGUCAUUAGGUGAAUAGCGAUAAAUGGACUAAGCAAAUUAAUAUCACCGAGGGCAAUAUUUCACACAAAGGCCGACUCAUUCAUUGUAUAGGUCGACCUAUGUUAUCAGCGUAAAGAUUUUACCUGUAAACUGGAGACAGGUAGAUUCUCUUGAGAUGUACCAAAUACACAAACUAAGAUUAAAGGAAUUUAUUUCAUUUGCUGUUUUUGACCCAGAUUUUAUACUGAUAGAGGAAAGUUUUGAAAGUUCUACAUACUGUUUUAGUAGUGUGUAAAAUACACUGUCUUACCAGUAAAAAAAAAUCCUAUUUGCAUGAAUAUUUAUAGAUGGUUGAUAUCUGUAACUUGUAAGAAGAUUUAAUUGGCUAAAUUGAUGAGGAUUUAGUGAGAUUUAUAUUAUAUUUUUUUAAAGGAUACAUGAUUUGUACAAGUGAAUGGUUGACUUGUAUCCAACAAAAAAGGCCAUUUUGAUAAUAUGUGGUACACUUUUACAAGUGAAAAAUUUUGCAAUUAAAAGUAGAAUAAACAUGUUGUUAAGUGUUAAAGGAUUGGAUUAUAUAUAUAAAAAUGAUUUUGUUGAUUCUAUGAUGGAUCUAGCUUUUAUCAGUAUACUGAGCUAAUGGAGUACAGACAGGCCCCUGUUAGUCCUGGGGCAUCCAGUGUGCACUCUCAGGAUGACAUGGAUAAUGCAGACAUCUUAGCAUCCCCUCCUGUUUCUCCACCACCUGUCAAACAAGACAUGGAUGAUGACCGAUUACCAAAUGAACUCUUGGAGGAGAUAUGUGAGGAUAUUGGAAUGAAGGAGGGGAUGGAGUUAGAUUUUGUUGAGUUCUUAAUGGAACAGGACAUGGUUGAUCCACACAUGUACAUGACCCCAGAAGCCAUUAAAAACACAUUAGCUAACGUCAGUUCAGCUCCAUGUGCAGUACCCAGCUCUGUGACUUUUGCCAUACCUUCAAACAAAACAACCUUUAGUGCUGAAAUUACAAAUAGAUCAAAGACUUGUGGUAGUCCCACUACAACAUACUCUCAGGCUUCAAGUACAAAUGGUACAGUUGCAACAUCAAGUGGUUCAAGUAGUCCUGUAGCAAAGCGAUUUCAUGUGUCUACUUCAGGUCCAUCAAGUCCUGUUAGAAUAAAGCCACCUAAUGAUGUUUUCAAAGCUCCACCUACUCCUCCAACACCUCGUCGGCCUUCAUCAAAUUCACAAAGUAUUGCAUCACCAAGUAUUUCAAGUACACAAGGUCCAUUUUCACCACAGCCUUCGACAUCAACCCCACAAAAGCAACCUCCUCCAUACAGUCAGGCUACUUCACAACAGCAGGUUGCCCAAAAAUGUAUGCAACGAGGGAAUCAAUCUUCAUCAGGUGCAUAUAAUUACCAAAGACUAGGUCGACCAGCGCCACCUAAUGUUAAUGUUCAAAACAUGCAUCAGCAGUGGCCUGGUAAAAUUCAACAAAAUCAUGUGCCUCAACAGCCAAAUCAGAUGAAUCAAGCAUGUGCUUUAAAUGGAAACAUGCGAUUCCCGCCACAAACACAGCAGUAUUCAAGACACAGAGAAUCUCCGAUGGACAAUGGUUAUUUCUCAGCUGAUACUGGAAGUGUUAGAAGUUAUGGUUCUUCUGUUCAGUCAUCAGCAUCUGCAUCAUCUUCAAUGACUGCAAUUCAUCGCUCAGCAUCAUUACCGGAUCAAAAAAGUGUUCAUUUUGCAGGGGACUGUGAACGUCCAGUAUUGCAACAACAGCAUUCAUCAGAAGCUUUAGGGGGUUACAAUCCUUAUGAUACAAAUAUACCUGACUGUGAUCUUAUAGAAAACCAAAGAAAUCUUCCGUCCAAAAUAUUACCACGUCUGUCAUCAAGCAUGAAACCUGACAUUGCUCCAUAUAAUUUGAACUAUCCCCGUGGUAGUAAUAGUCGACCAGGGAGUGGGGAUAAUCCAAUGGCACCAGCCCAGACUUUUGAAUAUCCUCAUAGCAAAGCAGGGGAUAUGUUUGAUGUGGACAAUAAUCAGAAUAAUAUGUUUAUAAAUAAUUACAAUAGUUCUAUGCAAAAUCACCCAAUGCAAGAGCCAGAUUUUUCGUCUUGUUCGGGUGGAGCCCCAAUGGGAAUGCAGCCAUUAAGACAUUUUAAUGAACAAAAUUCAUGUAAUAUGCAGCAGAUGAAUGCUCAGCAACAAAUGUAUGGUUCUAUGCAGAGAAACAAAGGUUACAAACAAAAUGAAAUGAGCAAUAUGAACUUCUGUGAUAAUCAAUUUGGCCAUCAAGGGCAGAAUAUGAAUAAUAGUUGUAGUAUGAUGAAUACAGGACCUAAAAUGAUGGGUAACCCUCAUGGUAACCCACAAGGAGGAAUGAUGGGACAGAACUGUAAUUCGGGUUUCCAAGAUGAUGAUUUCAAUCAACAUCAUAUGUCCCAACAAAUGCAUAUGAAUGGACAGCAACCACAGAUUAUGCGACAAGGCAAUAUGGGUAAUGACUUUGAUCAACCACAAUAUAAUCGAAUGCAAGGUGCUAAUAUGAACAGUGGGAUGUUCCCAUCAGAACCUCAACAAAAUAAUAGUGCUCAAAAUUUGUGUCAGCCAAACUGGGGAGGCUCUGCUCCUCAGACACCACAACCGCAACCAGGGAUGAAUCCAAAAGGAUCACAUCCUGGUAUGUCUGGGAUGCCAGUGCCAGACAUGCAAACACAUGGACAGAAUCCUAUGCAAGGAGGAGGUCCUCCGAUGCCCUGUACUAUACCAAACUGUCAGAGUUGUAAAACAGGGUCACCACACCGUCCACCAAUGUUGUCAUCACAACAAAGUUUUAUACAGCAUUUAAUAACCGAUCGCUCUAGUGCCUUCAGAUCACACCCUCUCUUUCCAUUACUACGGGAUUUGAUUAUAGCAGACAUGAACUUUGCAUCACCACAUUUUCCAUAUCAGUUGAUAAGUAAUUUACCGGCAGAUUUUGACAAAUUAUUACAAAACUUUUUACAUAGGAAUCCACCAUCAGGACAGUAUCAAAAUAACUAUGCAGUGGAAAGUGUCAUCAUGGAUGCCUUAAAAUAUGCUCAUCAUUGUUUAAUAGAGAAAAUUCGAUCUCGUCAAGAACAGGAUAAGCAUACAAAGAGUACAUCGAAAUCUUUAAGUGCAAUUGAAGAAUUCUGUGAAAAAUUUGACAGAUCAGUUAGAAACAGUGUGAUAAAGCCUGCAACAUUCCAGGUUCCUAAUUCACAGAACCAAGUAACAACAACAAUGGGUGGACCCAUGGGUCCGGGAAUGACACCUCAGAUGGAGACUCCAACAAAAGACCACAAAUUUAGUGCUAUGGAUAAUAUGAUGAUGGUUGGUGGAAUGUUUGCCUCACCAAUGGCAAAGAAGAAUUUAGAGAUGUCAGCAUUCAGUGGCCAGUUCAAAUCUCUGAAAGACUUGGCUGAUUUUAGUGAUAAUGGCAGUCUUGUUAGUAGUAGUAGCAACCAUAGUAACAAGUCUGAAUCAAAAAAACACCCUAGUCUACCAAAAGAGGCUGUAGCUAUAAUGUUGGACUGGUUAAGACAACAUAAAGAUAAUCCAUAUCCUAAUGAUGAUGAAAAAGCUAUGUUAAUUAAACAGACUGGAUUAACAAUUAAUCAGAUUAACUACUGGUUCACCAAUGCUAGACGUCGAAUUCUACCGAAGUGGGCUCAACAAUGUAAAUAAAAUCAGUAGUUAUUGUACAAUGGGAGAUAACUGUGCUAGUAGAAAAGGUGCCUAGGUCCUGGCUUUUGGUGGAUACUCAUUACUCUGGUAUUAAGUCUAAGCAGUAGUUUAAAAAUACUGUGAGAACAAAAAUAAACAAUAUAAAUUAUGAUUCAGGCCACAUGAUACAAAUUUUUUAAAUGUUGCUAUUUAAUGUUAUGUGACAGGUGUGAAACGUAUGCAAUACUAAGGUUGUUUAUACAAGUUAUUAAUUUAGUAUAUUUUGUUAUUAUUUAAAGAAAUGAAUAUUUACAAAGUGGUUGUUUUAACUCUGUAUUUUGAUAAGAUUUUUUUUGUGUUUUGUGGCCUUUUGUAUUAAACUAUUUAGAUAUUUUCCUGAAAGUUUUUUUUUAUUUACUUGGAAAGUUUUCGGAUUUAAAUUUUCUGUGUAGAAAAAUAAUAAGACAUAAACAGUGAGCAAGAUAUGAUAAAUGAAAAAAAUUGAAAUUGGUGGUGUAAGAAAUAUGUUUUUGUACACUUAAUGUGUUCCUCUACAAAGUGAUGCCCAUGACAAUUUGACUUUUAUAUAUUAUGGUUAGUGCUGAAACAAGCAUACUGCUUGGCAAGUGAAUGCAUUUGUUUAUAUGUGCCUAUGCAUUAUUGUAAUUUAUUUUUGUAAAUUAUUGUCCAAAGGACAUAUAAAAAGUUGUUGAAUUAUAAAACAGUUUAAGAGGAAAGGAACUGUCUAAUAAAGAGCAUAAUUAUUGUACCUUCUGACACUUGUGGUGUUUUCAAUUGUUAAGACUUGCUGCAUGAGGUUAAAAUGGCAAAAGUUAGAUGAAUGAAUUAAUUUCUAGGGUAAAAUGCUGUUGAAACUGAUUGAUUUAUUAUUUUCAUUUACUCCAUUUAAAAUAAAUGAAUUUUGAUCAAGUUCAUUAAGAAGUAAUAUAGCAUUAGCAAUGUAAAUACCUUGUACAUUAAAAGAGUUAGUGCCUUUUUAUACAACUUGUACAUAAGUUUUGGUUUUGUAAUAUUAUGUAAAUAUAUAAAAUAUUAUAUUAAGUAGUUAUUAUUUUUAUUAGAAUUUAAAUGGUGUGACUUUCAGAGUUACAAACUUGUUUUAUUUGUCAUGUUUUAAGUAAUUGGGAAUUAGAUAUUGCACUAUUGAGAUUAUUUGAGUUCUGCAUUAUAACCUUAUUUUGUCUUACUUACUUUUAGCUUACUGCCUUAUUUAUUAUGUGCAUUACUGUUUAAGACAAAAGUAAUAGACAUGUUUUUAACUACAUUUUUAUUAUUAUUUAGUGUUUUGAAAUAAAAGACUAUGAUUUAGUCAUUGUAAAAAUUUGAUUUUGUAAAGAAGGAUGUAUUCAAUCCAUAGUGAGGCAAAAUAACAUUUUAAAGAGGAAAAAAAAAAAAAAAAAAUAAAAUGAAAUGUGUAUGGUUACUGUUUUUACAAACCAUAGUAUUCACAUUUUAGUAUUAUAUUGGAACACUUUCAUGUUAGAUGGGUUUAGCAACUGAGUAAGAAAAUUUAAGUUUUUGAUUGCCCAAUUAAAAAAAGUUGAAUGAGCCAGAUUUAUAGGUGCUUCUAGGAUUAUAGCAAUAUCUUCUUCCUAAUUGAUCAUGUGAUGUAAUAAAAUGCAUGUGAUGAUCAUGUGAUGUAAUAAAAUGCAUGUGAUGAUCAUGUGAGAAAUUUUACUGAAUAGUAUGUUUUACAGUGCGUGCACUUGGCUAUACAAUGGCAUCUUCUUUUAUAAACAUAGUCUUUGUGAUUGUACAUGUGUUGAUGUUAUUAUUCUUUUCUCUUUUCUUCAAUACUCUUUCUAUCUUUCUUAUGUAUUCAUUGUGAAAUUAUCCCAUUUUUGUUGUGCCUACAAAAUCACGGAAGUUAGACUUCAAUAGCUUUGAAUUUUAGAAAACUUUGACAGAAACUUUUCUAAAGUUUAUAGAUAAUGUCUGAAGCAAAAUUUUGAAAAUAUUUUUUUUUUUUUUGAAUUUUCGGUAUUUGUGUUGAAAGACAGACUUUACUCCUGAAGGCAUCAUUGUUAAAUAAGUGUAGGCAACUUUUUAACUGAUAUGACUGAUAUGUGUUCUUCAUAUACAGAUAGGUAAAACUACAGAAAUUAUAGUUCAAACAUUACAGAAACCUUCUGUAGCUAUGGCAGUUGUCUCUACCUCAAUUGAAGAGUGAAAUCUCAUUGUACUUCAUUGAUUCACAAAUUAUAUACAUUUUCAUAUUAUGUCUUUUUUUUCCCUUUUUUAUUUUAGUUUCAGUGCUUUCUAAAGUUUGAAAAAAGGAUCUCUUUUUACUUUGAUCUUGAUGUAUGUCCAUUUAUUAUCUAACAAACUUUCCUCUUUUUUAAAGUUUUAUUUAAAAAAUGGCCAAAAAUGAUCUUCAAUUUAGUUUAUUUUUGAUUAAUAUUUGAUGAAUUCAUUCAAGUACUUAUUUCAAGAAGAAAAAAAAACAAAUGAAAAGGAAAGUUGUACUUAAGAUUUUGAUGUAUAGAAAAGGUAUUGAAGCCUUAAUUUUUCUACUUAAUGCUAUUCACAAAUGUUUUUCCAGUAGUUCUGUACCCACCUUCAUAACAGUAUUAUACCAGUCACAGAAAACUGAUGUAUUCAUCUUUGGGCAAUUUUAGAAGCAAACAAUUUAUGAGGAAUUUAUUUAAAGGUAUUGCGGGGAGGGGAGGUUUAUUAUUAAUGGUUUUGAUUUUUCUGUAUUAGAAAAGUUUUUACUAAGUAAAUGAAUAUUGAAUUAAUUACAUAAAUUUCUUUGCAAGCUCUAUUUAUUUUAUUUUUUCCAGAAUAGAUGUUACUGAAUGGAGGGAUAUAAAGGAUGUUUAGGUCAAAAUUAAUAGCUUCCUGGAAAAGCAUUUCAUUACUUUAAUUAUGUUUGGGUGUUUUAAAAGCAAAAUAUAGAAUUGAAAUAAAUUGUGGAUUGAUUUUAUAAGUAUCAAGCCUUUUAUCAAAGUGCCUUUUUAUAGGUGUCAAGGUUGUACAAGUGUAAAGACACGUAGAGAUUUUUACAUUAACAUUAAUGCCAGUCAACAUGUCAGUUAAUUUUUAAAAUGUUGCUUUAAAAAUUUAUUUCUUAAUGCACAUUACAACACAUUAUGCAAAAAAACAAGGAGACAGUCAAGAAACAGUUGUUAAUCUUGUCCAGAAUGAUGAUAUUGUAUUUUUAUAGAUAUAUGGCAUUUUAUAAACAGCCUUUAGAAGUAUUUUACAUGUAUAAUACUUAGCUUUUGUCUGAACAAAAGAAUGUGCCAUUUUUAUUGCUUUUUAAAUUAUAAACAUUGUUGAACAAGCAUGUGAAAACAAAUAUAAAUAAAAUUUGUUUAAAAUUUA